Messenger RNA from Chara braunii, 1888 nucleotides. NCBI's taxonomy places the organism in Eukaryota, Viridiplantae, Streptophyta, Charophyceae, Charales, Characeae. The record is from the annotation of a GenBank genome assembly.
GCCUAUGGCACAUCCUCCUCCUCCUGUCCCACCGGUUACCGGGGUAUCACCAUAUGUAGCCCCAUCAUCGGUAGCUAUCGUUUCCCUGGGCAUGCCGCUAUUAGGAAGGUUAUCAGCAGGACCUAGUGUCCAGAUUCCUGUACAGAUAGUGUUAUCCCAACCUUUGUCGCAGGUUGCCAUCAGUGGGCAAUCUGUUGUCCCGCAACCUGUGCAGCCGCAAGGGUCACAGCCCCAGCAGCAACAGGUGCAGCAGCCUGUUCCCCAGAGUCCACAGCCAAGUGUGGGACAGAUGCAGGGACAAACACAGUGGGUUCCGAAAACGGCAAUCGCCACUCCUAAACCCUUUUCAGGGGACAAGAGGGGCGAAGACCUCGACACGUGGUUGAGGGUUGUGCCGGUCUAUGUUAGGUGCAAGUUGACCUUGCCGCACGAGGAAGUGCUUGUGGCUGCAUCCUACUUAGAGGGUAGUGCAGCAAGAUGGUUGAGUGGGUUAGUGCAGCUGCAGGGAUACGGUCAUGACUUCCGCGCUUGGGCAGCCAGCCAAAAGCUGGAUGACUUUCUCAAGUUAGUGGAGGAAAUGUGGCAUGAUCCUCAGGAGGCUCAAAAGGCCACUGAUGCGAUCCUGACAUUGAGCUCUCGUUCGUUCAAGUCAGUUAGGGAGGCCACAAACACAGUAGAGCGUCUGAUCUGUGUCCCUGGGGUCCGCUAUGACCCCCAAGUCUUACUGACGACUUACCUGAGGUGUCUGCCGAUGCUAAUUAGGAAUCGGUUGGCAGUAGAGGCUAACAUCAAUGUGCACAACUUUCCAUCGUUCAGCAAGAAGGCCCUAGACCUUGAGGCGAAGAUAGGGCAUGGACACAACCCAUCGACGGGCGGUAGGAAAAAGACACUGCCUCCCAACUGGAAGGCGAAGGGGCGCAUUAUGUUCGUCGACAAUGAUGGUUCAACGACAGAGUUGGACGACGGACCCCAGUUGGGAGCUGGUUCAGAGGCAGGCAGCGUAGAGGCUUCAGAGGGUGGAGUAGUCGCUGCCGUAACACAACAAAAAGGUAAGGGGACUGGUAGACGCCGAGGAGGCUCCCGAUCUAGGAGUCAAGUUGACCCCAAUGCUCCUCCAUGGGAGAAAGCGGGUCUCACAGAGGACGUGUGGAGAGACCGGUACACCCGGCAAGCUUGUAUUCGUUGUGGUCAAUAUGGCCAUAACCAAUUCAAGUGCCGAAAUAAGAAGGUUACGGAGAAGAUCCCACCUACUAUGGGGCAGGCGUGCGAGGCUGCUUUCAGACAUCAGAAGCAUGCGUUGACGCAGUAUGAGGUCUUGAAACUUCCUGAUCCUGACAAGCCGUUUGUGGUUACCACGGAUGCUAGCCAAUAUGGCAUUGGCCUCGUGCUUGCGCAGCAGGAGGCACCGAAGUUGAGGCAAGUUGAGUACAUGUCCAAGAAAAUGUCGUCUCAGAAGUUGGCAAAGUCCACCUAUGAGAAGGAACUCUAUGCGGUGUACAAGGCUUUGACCCAUUGGAGGCACUAUCUCCUUGGGAGGUUCUUCAUCCUCAGGACUGAUCAUCAGACCUUGAGAUGGAUGAGAACACAACCGGUGCUCUCCGACGCUCUAAAGCGUUGGAUCGAAGUCAUUGAGCAGUAUGACUUUGACCCGCAGUAUCUGAAAGGGCAGUACAACAAGGUUGUUGAUGCCUUGUCGCGUAGACCUGAUUUCGCAGGUGCGCUGAUAACUGAGUUCGAUCUGGUGGACGAUGUAACUCACUCUUUGAUGGAAGCCUAUCGCGAGGACCAGUUUAUGUCUGAGAUCAUACAAAAAGACUUCUGCUGAGUUUGAGUUGGUCAACGGCUUUCUGUUUCUUUAGAAGGUAGGGAAUAAACGAUUGUGACUUCC